Messenger RNA from Seminavis robusta, 1831 nucleotides. The record is from the annotation of a GenBank genome assembly. NCBI's taxonomy places the organism in Eukaryota, Bacillariophyta, Bacillariophyceae, Naviculales, Naviculaceae.
UCAAAGAGGCGGAAAGAUCGGCCAUAGAAAGCUCGCACAAACUAACUGCUUCUUCCUUUUGGGCUCCAAACACCAUGAAGGUCUCUGGUUGCUUCCUUUCUGUUUACCUCGCCCUUUUGCUACCAACAACGGCUGCACUUUGGGCUCCUCGUCCUGAUGGCCUUGCAAACACAGUCAAGCUACCCUUGUACAGCAACUUUCGAACCAGACCGGUGGCUUUCCCUGAUGUGAGGUCUUCUUCGGCCUUACAAGUCUCCACUGGCCAUGCCCUGCGAGGUGGUGGCUGUAGUGAUACGUCUAUGACGUUGUUUCUGAAGGUUGGAGUCAGUGCCAUACUUCAAGCCAUCUCUUUGUUGGGCGUGUUGAGAGCCGGCAAGGAAGUAUCUGAUAAAGUAUCUGCCGAAAUCGAACAGCCCAAACUUCCCCAAUGGCUUUCCAUCAAACUCUUGCCUCAAUGGCUCUCCAUUGGAGUGGUUGUGUUUGCCUCGAGCAUUUUUGGAAGUUUGGUGGAUGGAGGCAUGAGUGCCGCCACGCAGCAAUUUAUGGAUCCCAAUGUGGUUCCUGGAGACCCAAAUUGGUAUUCUAACUUGGUUAAACCAGUGUGGAAUCCUCCGGGGUGGCUCUUCCCCAUCAUGUGGCUUUUGGUUAGCAAGCCUACCCAGGCCAUUGCGUUGAAUAAGGUGUUGAAGAAUGAUGACAAGGAGAAGCCCAAAUUCCGUUGGAAGGCCCUGGGAGUGUACUGUGCUCACUUGGCACUGGGGGACGCCUGGAACAAGGUGUUUUUUGGCUUUCAAUGCAUCGGGCGAGGAACAGCAGUGAUUACAACAUUCUUUGGGGCUCUUUUGACGAGUACCAAACUAUUCUACGAUCUGGAUCCAGAGGCUGGUAAAUUCAUGUUGCCGACAUGCGGUUGGGUGGCUGUGGCCACAGCACUCAAUUGGAGUAUCUAUUUUAAGAACUAGGAGUGCGGAGGCCAGUCAUUUUCCUUCCCUCGUUUGGCAAGUACAUUUUGCUCUGUUUCAGGCAGCAUUACAGGAAUGAGGAGUCUUGCUAGCUUCAUCAUUAAUACUAGCCAUAAUGGCAUUCUGCAAUGUCCACCUGCUGUGACAUCACUCAAUGGCUGGUAGAAAAGUCUCCACUGUUGCCACCAGGCACUACCGGUAUGCAUACCAGCACAAAGCCUGUUGCGGUGAGUUGGAGGUUCAUCGUUCUUGUCAUGGUACGCUUUACAUGUGGACAUAGCAUGUCUUUAGCUUGUUAAGGCUGCAGUGGAUUGAUGCUGACGACCCUCAAACAACCCAAAUUUCUUGUCCCCAUCAGUGGGCCAUGCAAACUACUAACAUUAAGGUUGGCUAGCUAUAAGUUUGUUUUGGUGACCCAAGAACAGUGUCACGCUCUCUUUGAAGGAUUGUUCAAAAUCCGAAAUGGGCACGGGAUAGGGGUCAUCAUCAGUACGCAAGUCACGAGGUCGAUGAAUGCAUCCAGCCAUCUGUGCCAGGUAUUGAAAAUGGCGCAUACUAUCACUAUAUCCAUGCGGCUUGAUCUCAAGUAGCACUGUACCCGGACGAGCAAGAAAGAUGUGUGAAAGCCCUGCACCAUGCAUGCCAACCACAACAUCCGCUUGCUGGAACAUGACAAUCUGUUCGGCUACAUCAUGCUCUUCCAAAACCACCCGAUUGACAAUCACCGUUGGAAAAUUUGCCUUGGACAAAAUGCCCAUGGGCUCAUCGGGACCCUUGUAGUGUUCCAAAAAGUGCAAGAUUUCUUCUUCAUUUUGAAUAAUUCGAGAUACUGUGCCAUCCAUACGGGGAUGGGAUUGAUAGUUGGUGCG